UUGGGUGGGAGGCUGCGUGUGGAGCGGAGGGACGGACGGCAGGAGCGCGCCGGGUGGCGGGGCAUCUCCAUGGGCAGCGACAGCGCGGUCCGGCGGACCCACUGACUGAACCGUCCACCUCCGCCGCCAGGGACCCAGCAAUCUGAGGACGGAGCCGUUGCCGGGAGAUGAGGCCGCGGCAGCGGCACACCCACAGAUCUCGCCAGCUGUGAGUUAGGAGACUUGACCUGCUUCCCUUUUCCUAUGAAAGCUGUUUAUCAAUAGAAUAGACAGAACAGAAAAUGCUCCCGGGGGUGGGCGUGUUUGGGACAGGGAGCACUGCCCGGGUUUUGGUCCCACUGUUGCGUGCUGAAGGCUUCACCAUCGAGGCACUCUGGGGCAGAACGGAGGAAGAAGCCAAGCAGCUGGCAGAGGAAAUGAACAUUUCCUUCUACACAAGUCGCACUGAUGAUGUUUUGCUCCACCAGGAUGUGGAUCUGAUCUGCAUCAAUAUUCCUCCACCUCUCACAUGCCAGAUUGCUGCCAAGGCACUAGGUAUUGGGAAGAAUGUAAUCUGUGAAAAGGCUGCUACUUCGGCGGAUGCCUUCAAAAUGGUGAAAGCAGCUCGUUACUAUCCUAAGCUCAUGAGUAUUGUAGACAAUGUCCUUCGGUUCCUGCCGGCAUUUAUCAAAAUGAAACGGCUAAUUGAAGAAGGCUACAUUGGUAAUGUCAUGAUCUGUGAUGUGCGUGUUUAUUGGGGCAGUCUACUCAGCAGCAAGUACAACUGGAUUUGUGACGAGUUGAUGGGUGGAGGUGGCCUUCACACAAUGGGCACCUACAUCGUGGACCUAUUGACCCACUUGACCAAUAAGAGAGCCGAGAAGGUCCAUGGCCUCCUGAAAACCUUCGUCAAGCAGAAUGACAACAUCCAUGGUAUUCGGCACGUCACCAGUGACGAUUUCUGCUUCUUUCAAAUGUUAAUGAACGGAGGUGUGUGUAGCACUGUUACACUCAAUUUUAAUAUGCCUGGCCCCUUUAUUCACGAAGUCAUGGUUGUGGGCUCUGCAGGGCGUUUGGUUGCUCGAGGUACGGACCUAUACGGCCAGAAAAACACUACCUUCAAAGAGGAGCUGCUCUUUGCUGACACUAAGCUGGUAAAUGCAGUUGGUGUGCUGGAGAAAGCAUUUGGUGACAUUCCCCUCUUGUAUCUAAAGGGAAUUGUUUACAUGGUGCAAGCCUUGAGCAAGUCUUUUAAGGAUCAGGAGGAUCGGCGCACUUGGGCUGACAAGCCGGUUUCUAUGGCUGCUUCGUUUGAGGAUGGUCUUUACAUGCAAAGCGUUGUGGAUGCUAUUAAGAGAUCAAGCAGAUCUGGAGAAUGGGAAGUCAUUGCUGUGAUAGCAGAAGAACCCGAUUCCAAUCAGAAUCUAUGUGAUGCUUUGCAACGUAAUAAUCUAUGAUGAACAAUACUGUCAUAAUACAUGAGAUAUAAUUCCAUCAAAAUCAAUUCAAACUAAUAUUAUUGUUUUAAGGUACCAAAAAUAGUUUUUGCAGCUGAAAUAAGGGUAUUGCGCUCUUACUGUGGUGCUUUCUGUUGAUUGCUCAUGUACGGUCAGCACUAUGUGAAACCGCCAUAUUCUGUUUUUAAACAUACUCAAUUUUGAUUUUCUUCCAACUCAAUUAUUUUAACAUGCUGUCAUUUAGCAGUACUUGUCAUUCAAAAGAAUGAACAUAUUCAGACUUAAUACUGGUGUGUUUGGUGAUUCCUAAAUUUACUUGAAGGAAAAUUAAUAUUACGGUAACUACUGUAAAAUCAAAAUUUAUUGGGAAGCGGGGGAUUUAAAAUUCAAACAUGGGAAGAAAACACUGAAUUUUGUGGCAGGUUGUGAAUUAUGUGUUUCCUUGUUUAGCAUUGCUGCUUGACUGUGAAUGUUUUAGUCCAGUAUUCCAAAAGAAACCCAGUGCUAACUGGAAGAUUUUCCCUCUCCCCAGUUUUAAAAUUGCAUCCAUAAAGGUGAAUAUAUCUCCAAGUCACAAAUGAAAGUUUGAGACUAAUUUUCCAUGAUUCACAGGCUGAAUACAUUCUGACCUUGGUGAUGCUGUUGUAAUUUAUCCAAAUUACUUUGUUAGUUGAGUUGAUAUUUAGAUUAUUUUUUUUAAAGUUCUUUAAAAUUCACUAGGCUUACACUAAAUUAUGAUAAGCAUAAUAGAUCUUUGAAGAUAUACAGCCAUUCAUAGUGCAACUUUUUGGAAUGGGGCUGGGUGGGGGAAGAGAGAAGAAGCUAAUGAAAGUAGGUAGCAUUUACACCCCAACCACCUUCAGGCCAGACCAGAUGUCCAAGCACUACUU
Messenger RNA from Amblyraja radiata (thorny skate), 2326 nucleotides. RefSeq names its product glucose-fructose oxidoreductase domain containing 2 (gene gfod2). The coding region runs from base 282 to 1436 and encodes 384 amino acids. NCBI's taxonomy places the organism in Eukaryota, Metazoa, Chordata, Chondrichthyes, Rajiformes, Rajidae. The transcript is spliced from 3 exons. Gene Ontology annotation, biological process: extracellular matrix organization. Gene Ontology annotation, molecular function: nucleotide binding. Gene Ontology annotation, cellular component: extracellular matrix. The record is from RefSeq and is a predicted model, not a curated record.